GGUAUCUCAGAUUCCAUUUUACUUAUGCUGUAGAUCUGUAUUUAUGAUACUUUCUGGAGAUUUGAGAGGUCUGAGUAAUGUAACAAGAGUAAGGUGAAACUGCUAUUUACAUCUAUUGAACACCUGAACAACUAAUACUGUAACUAGGUUAGAUGUCAGGUUGGACAUUAGGAAAAGGUUUUGCACAAAAGGGCAGUGGGCAUGGAACAGGCUCCCCAGGGCAGCAGUCAUAGCCUCAAUCUGUUGGAAUUCAAGAAAUAACUGGAUAACGCUCUUAGAUAUAGGGUCUGAUUUUUGGGUGGUGUCAGGAGUUGGACUCCAUGAUCCUUGUGGCUCCCUUCCAACAUGGGAUACUCUAUGAUUCUAUGAAUUAAUAGACUGGAAGCACGUGCUUGCAGCGCUGGCCCUUGCAAACAGAUCACCAGUUUACACUGGUCAAGGAUGUCACUAAUCUUACGCUUAUGUGUACAUAAGCGUUUCUAUAUACACCAAAAUGGUGAUGUUGGUGAUGAUAAAGGCAGACUAAUAGUACAGAAAAUCAGUGUUUUGUUUUCUAUUUCAUUACUAAGAAUUAUGAAUCAAAGAUUGAGGGGAUUACUUCAAGGCAGAGGGCAGAGUUGGUUCCAAAGAAACACAGAACGUUCACCUGCAGUUUGAGUGAACUAGAUAAAUAAAUAAAAUUGGUAAAAAUCUCAAGUGACGCACAACGUAUCACAUAGAUCAGCCAGCCUCUGCUGCCUAAAGCCAUGACAAUUACAUGAGCCUACAGGUCUUCGUAGCCACACAUGCAUUAAAGCAUGCCUUGGACUGCUCUGCCACAUGCCAAGGCAGCAAACGCAGCAAUCCGCUGAGAUCAAGAACGGGAUAAAAAGCACUGCAAAUACGCUUGGUGCGCAGAUCCCAACAGCCAGCAGAAGACAAAUCCCGACACUCCCUCGGCUCCCUAUAACGCUCCCUGCCGCUACGCCAAACCGCGCCCCUCACCAACAACCCACCCCCUCGCACCUCCCGACAGCGCCCCCGGCCCCUCACAGCUCCGCUCUCGCGAGAGCGGCGCGGAACCAUCGCGAGAUCUGGCCCUGGCCCCUCCCCAAAGGCAGGGAAAGGUGCUCGCUCCGAGCUUUCGCUUUUCCCGCCGUUUCCUGCGGAGCCGCCGGGAGCCAACCAGGGAAGCGCUGUACGAUGGCAGCAUGCAAAGCGAAGCGUUUCAGCCACGGCGAUGCGAGCAGAGUGCCGUCCAACUUGAGCUGAAGAGCUGUAGGCAUUGCUGACUUGGAAAGGCAUACACCUGUCUUCAGAAACAGCUUCACAACUAUGCUGUUUAAAACUUAAAGUGUGAGAGUGUGCCAGUUCUGCAAACAAAUCAAAGAAGUUGAGAGCAGAAAAAACAAGAUGAAUGCAUCUGGGGGAACUUGUGGGAGCCCCAGUUCUGCAGAACCUGCUGGAGAUUUCUUCAAGGAACUGUGGUCCAAACUGAAAGAAUGUCAUGAUAAAGAAGUGCAAGGCUUACAACUGAAAAUAUCCAAGCUCAAAAAGGAAAGAUGCUUGGAUGCGGAAAGGCUUGAAGAGUUUUACACCAAGAACCAACAGCUCAGAGAGCAGCAAAAGGCACUUCAUGAUACAAUCAAGGUUCUAGAAGACAGGUUAAGAGCGGGAUUAUGUGAUCGUUGUGCUGUAACUGAAGAACAUAUGAGAAAGAAACAGCUGGAGUUUGAGAACAUCCGACAGCAGAAUCUUAAACUCAUCACUGAGCUUAUGAACGAGAAAAACAGCUUGCAGGAUGAAAAUAAAAAGAUAUCUGAACAGUUCCAGCAACUGCAGAAGGAAUUGGAGGAGCAAAAGCAGCAAGCAAUGGAUGUAGAAGAAGGUGUCAUUCCAGAUUCUCCAGUUCUUACUUCUUCAUUUUCUAUGGUUAAUCGUAUGAGGAGGAAAAAAGAGAAUAGGCAUAUCCGAUACACAGAGCAUACGCAGCCAGAUUUGGAACUGACAAAGAGCAGCCGUGAGUUUCAAAUUCCUCUGUAUUCCACACAAGCGAGCAGUCAUCAUGAAGAAGAGAUACUAGUGGCAGACACCUGUGAUCCACAACUGUCCCCUGUACCAAAUAAACCAAGAAUGGGAGGUUAUCCUGUUCCAAAGCCAUCUUUUAACUUGGCUGCGGUUGUUGCAGAAACAAUUGGACUUGCUGUUCAGGAUGAAUCCGAGUCUCAGAGUGUACUGAGUUCUCCCCACACUAGUGCUGCUAUGAACCAGGCUCCAGAGGGCAUACAUUCUGAAGACUCGAGAAAACAUUCAGCUUCUGAAUCAAGAAAUGAAGACAACAGUUUAGGUCUUUCAGGUCCAUCUCAAAACACUCCACCACGUGUUGACUGGGAUUCUCAAGUAGUUUCUCCUGUUUUCGGAGCUUCUAGCAAUACGCGGAACAAUUCAAGUACAAGUCAUGCAUCUUGUAUUUUAGAUUCUGACUUGAAGCCUAAUGUCAAAAUCAACCUCUUCAACAAUCCUUCCGGUUCCAGAUCUCAUAAAAAUAGGUCAAAAUCUGAAGAUGUUGCUUUUGUCGCACCACUGAAUCUUGGAACUGAAAUCAAUUCAGUUAUCAGCCAGGUCUCUAGCAACAGGCAAAUGGUUUUGAAAAACAAUAGUAAUGAGGUUGUAACUUCUGUUGGAAACACCUGUGCAGCUAAAAAUGAGGUGAUCAAGAGCGAUUUCCUUCUCAUACACCAGAAGCAGCCAGAGGGACGGGGUGCUAAGAGAAAGAUAGCUGAAGAUGAGCAUGUAAUUAGCUGUGAAAAUGCAUCCUUCAACAAAGAGAACUCUGCACCCUUUCGAUCAGAUAUUCAGCAUGUUAAUGGGGAACACACAGGUGAUAAGCCCUUGGAUCUGUCUGACCGCUUCUGUGGAGUUCGUUGUCAAGAGAAAAAACAAGGAAGUGAGGAGACCUGUAAGAAUAAACUGAAGCAGGUGACUCUGUAUGACGUUUUUUUGCAACUAGGGAAGCCCAUUCAUGAGGGUUCAUCGUCAGUUCAGAAUGCCAACAAUGAGAGGAGCUUGUUUGGCAGAGAUAUGCAAGGGGAACCCUAUGUACAAGAGGCAGUGCUGGCAAAAACAUUUGCAGAUACAAAAAAACAGAUCCAAAUGAAAGAAGAAGUCCCUCCCUUAAAAAUAGCACCAUUGCCAAGUACUGUAGACACAGAGCAACUUUUUAAUGAUGUGAAGGUUGCCAGUGACCAUGUACCAAACAGAAAGAAAACAAGGACAGGGCAUGGAGAGUCUGAACCAGCGUCUGUACUUCAACCAAACCCUUGUAGACUAUCAAAAAAUAAAGUACUGCCAAAUGAGCAAGACCUGAAAGAAAAACCUUUAGAAAACCUUCAGUGGAGCAUAGACCCAGGAGCUGACCUUGCACAGUACAAAAUGGACGUAACUGUGAUUGAUACAAAGGAUGAUUCUCAGUCAAGAAUUGGAGGGGAAGUUGUUGAUAUGGAUUAUACAUACGUUAGUGAAAGUGUGCUUCUGAAAAUGAAAAAUCAAGAGCAAACCCAGGAAAGCAGUCCAAUUAUAGUAAGAGAAAAAAAAAUGAAUGAUACCAUAACAGAAAUGUUUGAUCGGACAGCUGAUGGAGAAUAUGAAUCAUGCCUACCAGAAGAUAGUCUUUCUGCAUGCGAUGAAAAAGAAACUGUGCAUGGUGAAGAGCAGGACAAAGGAAUAACAGUAGCAAGCAAGAAACCAAAGAAACAUGAGGAUAAACAAGAUAAAGCCAAACAGAAAGCUUUUGUGGAGCCAUAUUUCAAAAGCGAUGAAAGAAAGAAUACUAUGUUAGAUUUUCCUCAUAUUGAGGUGAUUCGAAAGAAAGAAGAAAGAAGAAAAUUGCCUGGCCAUACUUGUAAGGAAUGUGAAAUCUAUUAUGCAGAUAUUCCAGAAGAGGAGAGAGAAAAGAAGCUAGCUGCCUGUUCAAGACACAGAUUUCGUUACAUUCCACCAAAUACACCUGAAAAUUUCUGGGAGGUUGGAUUUCCUUCCACUCAAACUUGUAUGGAAAGAGGGUAUAUUAAAGAGGAUGUCGCACCCUGCCAACGUCCAAAAAGACGACAGCCAUAUGCUGUAAUGUUCUCUCCAAAAGGCAAAGAGCAGAAGACAUAAAUGAUGGGGAAGUAAAGCAUACCAACCUGAAGAGCGUCUUUCCUGUCCUUAGAUAUUUAUAGUUAAUAUAAACUUGAAAUAGAGACCUGUUUUUCACAAUGAUAAAUCAUUUCGUUAAAUAUGUAAAUUUUAUAAAAACUCAUUUGAAAAUCUGAAGUAUCUACCAGGAAACCAAACUAUUUAAUGUAUGUUUGUUUCAUAUUGUGUUUAAUACAUUUUGUAUUAUUUUUUUGCACCUGUCAAACAAUGAGUCUUUUUCUUUUCUUUGAAGUCAACUGCUACAACUUCAGCAAAUCCCAUCUAAUCUUUUUGUUGUUGAGUAACUUCUUUGAAGUCACUGAGAUCACAGUUCUUCUUGCAAGGUCUAAGUGCCUGUCAGUGGGAACAGAGAUGCAGAUUUUGUAGGGUGCUUCCAUUUUGCACUGGAUUUUUAUAUAUAAACUUUUUCUUCUAGAGAUAAGUUUUACCUUCUUGUAAUAAAAGCGUAUUAAAUUGAAGAGGUAUCUACUGUUAAUAGUUUUGGAGCUCUAAAAACCUGUACAGUCUUUUUCUUUCUUAAAAUGAUGGUUAAAUCUAUAGCGCUGCAUUUCUUCACGGCUUAAAUUAGAAUAUCCAGUUUGUCUUUGUUUUGUUUUAUUUUAAAUUACACUGUCUCAUUUAUUGAUAAGGAGGUAAACAGUCAUACUUCUAAAGUUGUAUAACAGCUAUGUAUUGAGUUCUCUUAGACAAUGACCACUGCCAUCCACUAGAUUAUGAAGGAUUCUCGAGAGGUAUUUUAAAUUAAUUCUUUGUAGUGGGGAGUAUAGUUAAUUCCAUACUUAUGUUUGGAGGGUAAGAACAGAAUGAAGGAGGCCAGAUAAUAUUUUACCUAGGUGGACAGGCAAAAGAUCACUUAACAAUGGGAUACUUAAGAAUUGCAUAGCAUUUUAGGAUAGAAUAUAAAUUUUCAAGCAGUUUAGAGCUAGCAACAGGCUCAACCAAUGGGAAAUCUCUUUAAGAGGAGAUUGUAAAAUAAGCAACUACUUAAAUGACUUAAACCAAAAUGAA
Molecule: messenger RNA, 5184 nt
Organism: Phasianus colchicus (ring-necked pheasant)
Lineage: Eukaryota; Metazoa; Chordata; Aves; Galliformes; Phasianidae
Gene: RBBP8
Product: RB binding protein 8, endonuclease
Biological process (GO): DNA double-strand break processing involved in repair via single-strand annealing; DNA repair
Molecular function (GO): damaged DNA binding
Source: RefSeq, a predicted model, not a curated record